Anopheles nili is the source of this 548-nucleotide messenger RNA. RefSeq lists its product as uncharacterized. The transcript is spliced from 2 exons. The record is from RefSeq and is a predicted model, not a curated record. Bases 6 to 464 code for a protein of 152 amino acids. NCBI's taxonomy places the organism in Eukaryota, Metazoa, Arthropoda, Insecta, Diptera, Culicidae.
CAAGCAUGAUGAAGAGCAUUGUAGCCAUUUUAGCUUUAGUUAGUCUGGUAGCUGCCCAACAGCCUGGUGCAUCUACCGAUUUGGACUCGCGCCUAAAACCGGACACCGGCAAGCCGACUGGUGCUAAUUCGGUAUCCCUGGAGCAACGUACCGUAGACCAACAGAAUCAAUUACUCAGUACGUCCUUUGCCCGAGCUUUUCCCGAUGAGACCCCUCUUGAGUUUCAGCCCUUAGUGGUGGCUUUAUACAUGCGAUGCCAGGCAGAGCUAGACAACUGUGCCGACUUUUUAUGGGAAACCCAUUUGCUACGAGAGUAUCGCAAUUGCGCGAUGGCCCAACGACGUCUUUGCACGCAAGAAAUGCAGGAAUUGCAGGCUCAAUUGAAAGCAAUGGCCGAUGCAGAAAACGACUUAUUUGAGCUUUCACCAGAAGAAGAAGCAAUACUUUUGCAACUAAACAAUUAGUUACGACAAAAAAUAGCAAAUGUAAAGAUUAGGAAUUCUAAAUAAACCGAAAUGUUUUAAAUUUAUUUAUAUCUGUAUGGACUG